Sparassis crispa is the source of this 966-nucleotide messenger RNA. RefSeq lists its product as hypothetical. The record is from RefSeq and is a predicted model, not a curated record. Gene Ontology annotation, biological process: DNA repair; DNA alkylation repair. Bases 1 to 966 code for a protein of 321 amino acids. The transcript is spliced from 3 exons. Gene Ontology annotation, cellular component: nucleus. Gene Ontology annotation, molecular function: dioxygenase activity. Lineage: Eukaryota; Fungi; Basidiomycota; Agaricomycetes; Polyporales; Sparassidaceae.
AUGCAGCCAAAAGCACCCUCCGGACACGCAGACCUUACACGUAGCCGUAAGUGGGACGAGGACACGAUACUUGGCCCGGGAGACAAGAUCGGAGAGGGGGACACGUUCCUCGUGGAAGAUAUUCUCCCUUCGGACCUUGCGAAUGUGGCGUUCGAUAACCUGAUCAAGGAGGUGCAGUGGAACACCAUGUAUCACCGAGGUGGCGAAGUUCCUAGACUUGUUGCUGUUGAGGGGGCGGUUGCGCCUGAUGGAAGUGAACCCAUUUACCGUCACCCCGCGGACGAGUCUCCGCCGUUGCUUCCGUUCUCGCCCACCGUCGCGCGCAUCCGUGACCGCGUCGAGGAAGUGCUUAAGGAGCCCGUCAACCACGUGCUCAUCCAGCACUACCGCGAUGGGAUGGACUACAUCUCCGAACAUUCCGACAAGACGAUCGACGUUGUUCAUGGCUCGCACAUCGUCAACGUCAGCAUCGGUGCGGAACGCGUCAUGACCCUGCGCACAAAAAAGGAUGCGCGCGAUGCGCACGCGCACGAGGCGGCGAACGGCCGCUACGCCCGCGCAGUGCAGCGUGUCCCCCUUCCGCACAACUCGAUGCUCAUCAUGGGCCUGGCAACGAACCAGAAGUGGCUUCACAGCAUCCGUGCGGACAAGCGCAUCCCCACGCUCAAAUCUGCGCCUGAAACCGCGUUUGACGGCGCGCGCGUCAGCCUGACGUUUCGACACAUUGGCACGUUCCUCACACCCGAUGGGAACCAUAUCUACGGCCAAGGUGCAAAGGCGAAGACGCGCGAAGAAGCGAGAGAGGUCAUCAGAGGCGGCGAGGAGGCGGAAAAACUCAUCGAGGCAUUCGGGAAGGAGAAUCAUAGUACCGAAUUUGACUGGGAAGGAACGUACGGAGAGGGAUCCGAUGUCUUGCAUUUUGAAGUGAAGGAUAGGUCUGAACAUGGUACUGCGAAGAGCGCAUAA